This is a messenger RNA of Athalia rosae (coleseed sawfly), 2322 nucleotides long. RefSeq names its product nuclear pore complex protein Nup88 (gene mbo). The record is from RefSeq and is a predicted model, not a curated record. Gene Ontology annotation, cellular component: nuclear pore. Gene Ontology annotation, biological process: ribosomal large subunit export from nucleus; ribosomal small subunit export from nucleus; protein import into nucleus. Bases 81 to 2183 code for a protein of 700 amino acids. Gene Ontology annotation, molecular function: structural constituent of nuclear pore. The transcript has 13 exons. NCBI's taxonomy places the organism in Eukaryota, Metazoa, Arthropoda, Insecta, Hymenoptera, Athaliidae.
CACCAACAAACGGUCAGCUGUCGGCGCAGCUGUAGAUACGACGUUGUGUGUGUACUGUGUGUUGUAUACAAGUUUCAAUCAUGGCAUUGCGUACGGACACAUUGUGUUUAAAUGAAAAGAAAUUGUUUAAAAUAUUGAAAGAAAGUGUACCCAAAAACGGGCAGGAGACGCAUAAUAUCAUCGAAAUUCGCGACGAUGUACUUUACGCCUGGAAUGCCGAUGAGAGUUCUAUUCUGACUCUGAAUAUUGGAGCUACGCGCGGGAAGACCGGCGAUGACGUUGCUUAUCAGACGCUGUUACUGACGGAUCCGCCGACGUUCACCGUGACGAACUUGCAGAUAAAUGAAACAGCAACGCAACUGGCGAUCUGGGGAAACUGUGGUAUCGCUGUGGUGGAAUUACCGAAACGAUGGGGAAAAGAUGCGGCAUUUCAAGGUGGCAAGGAUGUGAUUUCGUGUCGAGGCCAAAGUCUUGACGAGCGAUUAUUUAAUUGCUCUGGUGUGACCGAAGUACGACGUGCUCGCUGGCAUCCAGGUUCCACCAGAGAUUGUCAUCUCCUGGUACUUACCUCGGAAAAUACAUUUCAUUUAUACGAAUGCGGAAUAAAUGGGUCUCAAUCAUUGAUACGAACCUGGAAUGUGGGCCAGGCGCCUUGUUCGCCGUCGAAAAUUCCUAGCUCGGCCUCUGUGGGCGAAGAUGCUGUGGACUUUGAUUUUGUCACGCCGACUCUAAAGCCCGAAAUUGAUGCGAAAAAUAUCGAAAUCAAUAAUGUGGAGUGGAACAACAUAGAAUGGCCGAUUUUGGUUUUAAAAGGCAAUGGAGAUGUCUACAUGGUUCGCGGCAACGCAUUACCUCCCAAAGCGGAGAAACCAGUCGUAACUGGACCCUUAUCCAUGUACCCAAGAGCACACGACAACUAUGGCAUUGACUCGUGUUCGAUAAUGUGCUUACAAACAACUCCACCCCUCGUUGUAAUUGCCACAAGCAAUGGGAAGGUCUACCACAGUAUUUUGCUUCGGGAGGAGCUUGAGGAUGACGAAAAAGAUUCCUGGACUCAGUACAGAUCUAACAUUAGUCUUCAGACGCCAGAAGACGCUCUUUUUGUUUACGAGUGUGUCGAAAUGGAGUUGGGUCUCAGCACAAACAGAGACGAAAAAAAAUAUUCAUGCCCCGUACAUCUCCACGUGGAUAGAGGAAACAGCUCAAGAUACUUUUGCUCACAUAAUGCUGGGAUUCAUCUUGUAAAUUUGCCUAUGGUCUCGCAAUUGGAGAAUUACAUCCAAAUUAAGGACGAAGAGGCAGAUCUUUUUCUCCCAGCAUUGUCGCAUCAGUCAAGUUCACAAUAUCUAGUCUGCACGAGGACAAAAAGUACGCAAGAACCAGCCCCCAUUCUGGGAUUCGGACUACUCCAAGAACCGUGUAUCUUGGUUGCGCUACUUCACACAGGAGUUGCCGUCAGUCUGUCCGUUUUCGAUCUCCACUACUUACCAAAAAUCGAACCGAUAGAACCUGUCAUAAGUCCUGGCAAAAAGGUCGUUAAAGAACCGUUCGAUGUAUACAUAAAAAACCUUUUGAAACACGAUGUGUCUCAGCCUAUUUUGAAGCUGGCACCUAAUGCGGAAUCGUCGCCCCAAGAAAUCUUGGAGCUAUUACUGAGAGCCACGACUGUAUAUCGGAGCGAACACUUUGCUCGUCAAGACAAAGUCCGAGCAGAAAUUGCUAAGCGAACUCGGACUCUACGAGCUCUGAAGAUUCACCGACUCAAAGAAUUAGAGUCCUUUGCACAAACAAGGAAACAACUUCAGGAAUCUGCAGAACGUCUCGCUGAACGUUACGAGGAUAUAAAGGAUAAGCAAGAGGAGCUUGUUCGGAGGGCUCAGGAUGUUCUGAGAUUGAUAAACGAACGACAGCCUUCAAUGUCGCCGAUUGAAAAGGAGGAAGCAAACGAAUUGAAGAGUAUGAAUAAUAAGGCGCGUGAGCUAUCUCAGCAGCUCGAAAAACUCAAGAAUAAAGCCAAGUAUCAAUCCGAGCAGUUGGUUAACUGGGAGAAGAAAGAAAAGAAAAAGGAUUUGGUUAUGAGGAAAUCACAAGAAGAUACGAUCAAGACUCAACUCGGAAUCAUGUCAGCAGAUAUCGCCGAUUUGGUAUCAACGGUAAAAUUAUUGGCAGAAGAAGUAUUGUAAAUGUCACGUCAGAUCACGUACUUCCAUAUUUUUUUGUUCUUGUUAAUGUCAUACAUGAUGUUUCAGUCUAAAAGUGUACCUAUGAUUUCGUAACAAUAAACUAAUAAAGAUAUGGCCUAUUCGCCUUGCAUAUAAAGAU